AUGGAGGCUGAACCCACAACUACUCAAUCUGGACGUACUCAAUCUGGCCAGAACAACAAAAAGAGACGGACCGAGCACGAGGAUGACAAUCGCAAUGGACGUUCUGAUACUGAAUCCCUCCUGGGUAGUGAUGAUGACUCGGAUGGUGAACUCACGUUCGAGGAAUCUGAAAACCGUAAACGGAAGAAAGCUGCUCGCCGUAGAGAAGAAACUGAGGAUCGCCACCGUGAUGCAAUGAUGGCCAACCUUGCUGAUGCACCCGACAUCCCAAACUCAGCGUCACAGAUUUCCCAAGCAAUCUAUGAAUAUGUACGAAUGCUCAUGGGAAUCUCAAGGAAGUCACGAUCAGUAGUUUCUGACAAAAACACUGACGAUCCAACACUCCCACCACCGCCAACUGAAACUGAGAUGAACGCAUGGACUACUCGUCGGGAAGAUCGAGAAGAGUCGAUUAAGUCUGCAAUCGAGAAGGCCAUGCGCAAAUAUAUUGCAAGUAAGCCAGCUGGCUUUAAGCCCAAUAGAAAACAAAAACGAACUGUCGAACGGGACGCGGCAGAACGUGCACGCUCAAAAUUCAAAUCAACAGCAGUGGCAUUCACUUCUCGACUCAAACACUCAUCUUCCAGCCGAUAUCCGCACAGCUGGGGACUCAAAUGUGAGGCUGCUUUUGCCAUGGCUGGUUUCCCUCGCUGUACAUUCGACUGGGAAGCAGGAUACGAGUCUCCUUGGAAUUCAUCAAUCUCAACAAUUAUUCUCGACCAGUGGGUCAAGUGUUUCGAUGCACGUGGAGCCCGUUCAUUUAACAUUAUAGCUUCUGACAACAAGCCUGGAAACCGCGAAGAGAUCCUACGGAGGUGGUUUACAAACAAGAAAUCUGACUAUCGGAAACAAUCAAAACGCGAAGUCUUAAUGAAGACACCUGGCGGUCCAGAGAAGAUUGCAGCCGACAAAGCUUAUUCAAAGAAAUGUGUCAGUCGUCGACGAACCAAAAACACUAUCUACAACGCUCGAAAAUCUGUGGCAGUUGAUGUAUUUGGUGCCGAAUCUGGAGAAGCGGAAAUCAUAUCUCAACGCGAGAUUCAUUCUGAUGACGACCUGACUAGCUCGACUCCCAGCAAAGUUCGGUUCAGCUGGCGCAGUGCCGAACUUGACACAUUCAUCAGCUUAAUUGACCAGUGCGUCUGGUCUCGUGAAACGGUUGCUGCAGCUCGCCGUUCAGCGCGCAAUCCAGUGGAGCGUGGUCCAUACAGCACAACACCAGAUGUUGAUGUCUUUCCGCCAAAGUUGUUUCAACGCUCACUUGUCUCACCAACUUGGAUAUCUUCAAUGUCAGGAGUUGCGGUCAGGAACUUAAAGUUAUCAACUACGGAUAAGGUUAACAUCCUCAGAUCAAUUGAGAAGUUGACCCUUGAGCUUUCUGCUCCUUCAACAUCUCAAUGA
Molecule: messenger RNA, 1440 nt
Organism: Melampsora larici-populina 98AG31
Lineage: Eukaryota; Fungi; Basidiomycota; Pucciniomycetes; Pucciniales; Melampsoraceae
Exons: 4
Coding region: 1-1440 (479 amino acids)
Source: RefSeq, a predicted model, not a curated record